This is a messenger RNA of Lacerta agilis (Sand lizard), 1005 nucleotides long. RefSeq names its product high mobility group nucleosomal binding domain 3 (gene HMGN3). Gene Ontology annotation, cellular component: nucleus; chromatin. Gene Ontology annotation, biological process: chromatin organization. Lineage: Eukaryota; Metazoa; Chordata; Lepidosauria; Squamata; Lacertidae. Gene Ontology annotation, molecular function: nucleosomal DNA binding. The transcript is spliced from 7 exons. The record is from RefSeq and is a predicted model, not a curated record. Bases 16 to 396 code for a protein of 126 amino acids.
GGUGAAUAUCCUGUUAUGUGGAAGCAACCAGGGAAUAAGUCUCCAGAGGGUGCUGAAGGCAAGGAUGCCGCGAAACUAACAAAACAAGAGCCAACAAGACGAUCUGCAAGAUUGUCAGCUAAACCAGCUCCACCAAAAUCUGAGCCUAAGCCAAGAAAAACCACUAAGAAGGAACCCGGAGCAAAGGCCAACAAAGGUGCUAAGGGGAAGAAGGAUGAAAAGCAGGAAGCGGCAAAGGAAGGUACUGCACCGUCUGAAAAUGGUGAAAGUAACACUGAAGAGAUCCGCAUCUCUCGCUCCACUGUUAGUGUUUCAGCAUCCAGAGGUGCCCCACCCAGCACACUGUCAGUAAAAGGGCAGAUUGAAACAGUGAAAGUUCAGGGUACAGAGGACUGAAUCAGUAGAUGACAAGUGCGUGUGAACUGACAUGAACAUUUGAGGAUGAUUUUAUGUACCUCUAGACAACUUUUAAAAGAUAUUUUUAUCAAGUAUUUUGUAAAUGCUAAUUUUUUAGGACUUAAAAUAAGUUGACAAACUGUAUAUGAACAUUUUCCUCCUUCCAUACCCACGCUUCUAGAAAUCCCCAAUGUUGCCAAGUUUUUAAAAAAGUAUCAGCUUAACAUUGGGGGAGGGGAAAAGGUGUUUGUAAGGUUGGACCAGCAUUCCAUAUUCUCGCUUUUCAGAAAUGUACGUCUUGUGCAUAUGGUGAUGUUUUUACUGUGGGUGUUUGGGUUUUUUCUUGCGGUUUUUUCUAGAGCAAUAAUCUGUGGUGUUUUUGUACUUAAGGUUUAUGCGAUUUUAAUGAAACAUGUACAGAUAAUGGCCACCUGCUGACUCUUUUGGGUUCUUUUCAUUUGUUGACAAUAACUACAUCUCCUUGCCAGCAAAUACAACUCCCCAAUAUUUUCACUAAAUCUGAGAUAUGCUGCCUUAUAGAUAACUUCGCUCUGGCUGGGAGGAUACUAAGCACACUUAUUUAGAAGAUAUGUCCCAUUGAUUUCACAA